GCGCAUAUUCUUCUCGUGCACCUCUCUAGUUAUCGUGUAGUUAUCGUCAUCACACACGCAUCCCAUUCCUAUAUAUAUAAGGCCACAAUCCUCAUCAUACUUCUCCAAUGCUCUUGCAAUCUCCUCUGGGAACCCUAACACAAUCGAAGAUCCUGAAGAACUUCUAGUUGAUUCUUUCUUAUUUGAGGAAUUAUACAGGUUCAGGGAAAAUUCUGUAUAAUGCCAUCUGCUGAUGCUGAGACAUCUGAGCAAGACAGAGAACCAUUUGUGGAGGUUGACCCAUCAGGAAGAUUUGGCAGGUACAGCGACCUGUUGGGCACUGGUGCUGUUAAGAAGGUCUAUAGGGGAUUUGACCAAGAAGAAGGCAGGGAUGUGGCCUGGAACCAAGUAAAGCUAAGGAACUUCAGUGGAGACCCAUCCGUCCUCAAGAGGUUGUUGUCGGAAAUAGAACUGCUACAGACACUGGAGAACGAGAACAUCAUUGUUCUCUACAGUUUCUGGAGGGAUACUGAAAACAGCACCUUGAAUUUUAUUACAGAGGCAUGUGCCUCGGGUAAUCUGAGGGAUUACCGGAAGAAGCAUAGGCGUGUCUCGCUCAAGGCCUUGAAGAAUUGGUCAAGACAAAUUCUGAGGGGAUUGGAGUAUCUCCAUACUCAUGAGCCGUGCAUCAUUCAUAGGGAUCUUAAUUGCAGUAACAUCUUCAUAAAUGGAAAUAUUGGAAAGGUUAAGAUCGGUGACUUGGGUUUAGCAGCAGUAGUAGGGAAGAACCAUGCUGCUCACACGUUACUAGGAACACCAGAAUAUAUGGCUCCAGAGCUGUAUGAGGAGGAUUACAAUGAGUUGGUGGACAUAUACUCAUUUGGAAUGUGUUUGCUUGAAAUGGCGACAAUGGAAAUACCGUAUAGCGAGUGCGACAGUAUUGCUAAAAUAUACAGGAAGGUUACAGGUGGUGUGAUGCCUCAAGCGUUCACCAAAGUAAGCGAUCCGGAAGUAAAAGCAUUCAUCGAAAGAUGCAUUGGGAAACCACGAGAAAGGCCUUCUGCCUCCGAUCUUCUCAAGGACCCAUUUCUUAUCCACAGUGAGGAGAGCGAUGGUAGUUCUUAAGCACGCGACUCGUUCAUGCGCUUUUUCUGUCGGAUCUUGUGUAUAUAUUAAUAUCGUAUUCUUUGAUUUUGAGUUUGCAUUCAGUUUAGUUGUUUUUACAUGUUGAUGUAGAGAAAAAGGGUUUCAAAUAGUUUGAAGUUGAGUGAUGAAUGUAAUUGGGCUUGUUUUCAUUCCAUUUUCAAGACCUCUUCUUAUAUAA
Cynara cardunculus var. scolymus (artichoke) is the source of this 1303-nucleotide messenger RNA. Its product is annotated as probable serine/threonine-protein kinase WNK11. Gene Ontology annotation, biological process: protein phosphorylation; intracellular signal transduction. The record is from RefSeq and is a predicted model, not a curated record. Lineage: Eukaryota; Viridiplantae; Streptophyta; Magnoliopsida; Asterales; Asteraceae. Gene Ontology annotation, cellular component: cytoplasm. The coding region runs from base 220 to 1104 and encodes 294 amino acids. Gene Ontology annotation, molecular function: ATP binding; protein serine/threonine kinase activity. The transcript is spliced from 3 exons.